Cucurbitaria berberidis CBS 394.84 is the source of this 1616-nucleotide messenger RNA. Its product is annotated as HSP20-like chaperone. The transcript has 2 exons. Lineage: Eukaryota; Fungi; Ascomycota; Dothideomycetes; Pleosporales; Cucurbitariaceae. Bases 297 to 1256 code for a protein of 319 amino acids. The record is from RefSeq and is a predicted model, not a curated record. Gene Ontology annotation, biological process: response to hydrogen peroxide; response to salt stress; response to heat.
GUCUUCCUGACAAAGCGCGAAACAUCAGCAAGCAUCGCGAACUCUCCACAGCUUUCCAGUAACGUCUUUGCCCUUAUUACGGAAUCCGCAUUUCUCAUCAGCGAGCACGCAAGCUGCGGCUGCCUUGAUCAUCUUUACAAUGCCUAUAAAAGAAUGGCUCGCAACUCCUCCAUGUCCCACCAUUAAACUCAAAGAUCAACAUCGCAUCUACCGCUAUCCUUGAGCCUCACCUCCUUGAUCACUCUCUCCAUCAAGCCAAGCAAUAAGCUCUACUCGUACUGCUCAGAUUACCAGCAAUGGCCUUCGUCCUCACUCCCCACUUCGCGCCCACCUCACAGGCACCGCAGUGUAGCCCCUUUGGCUUCUGCACUCCACAUUCGCGUCCGACAUAUCCCUACCACGUAUCGCGCCCUCAGCCUCGCCGCCCCGCCUAUUCUUCAUUCAAUCACUUCUUCAACCAGGUCGAUGAGCUGCUAAGCGAGAUUGACCGCGAGGCACGGCGCGAGGCACAACGCCAGGCACAGUUUGCGGCCCAUGUCGAGGCACAGCGCGAAGCCCACCGCCAGCGACAACAGCGCAAGCGUGCUCUGCGCGCCGAAUUCGCUGUCGGCCAGCAUGAGCAGGGAUGGCAAAUCGUCGGAGAAAUCCAGGGAUUCGAUCAGGAGAACAUCAGCAUCGAGGUCACGGAUGAACACACGCUGAAAGUUGCUGGCAAUACCAAGUGGCAAUCAGAGAAGUCAUUGCCCAAGACCCAACAGUCUGAGAACGAAGGCACAUCCAUAGCCGGCCCCGUUGCGCUCACUGAGUCCGAGGAAGAGGCUACCACCACGCCUGAGGCCACCACUAUUGGUCCAGACAGUGACACCGAGUCGCACAAAUCAUAUCAAGCUACCGUCGAAGACGACUUUGAGGACCUUGGCGCUGAGUACUCAUCACUCACCUCAACAUCAUCUACUGUCAGUGAGCCCACGGAACCCACGGAACCCACGGAGCCUUCGGAGACCACGCGGCCCAAGGGCAAGGACAAGGUUGUCAAAGAGCCCGCCGCUACACACACCGCGGUCGCCCAGCAGCCACAGCCCGAGGUACCAGCCCAGCAACAGCAAGAACGCCUCCAUGGAUCAUUUGAGCGCACCUUCCGAUUCCCACAGCGUAUCGAUGCCGCCAAUGUGACCGCUAGCUUCAAGGAUGGCGGUCUCAAAAUCACUGUUCCAAGGGCUCAGGCGCUACAGACCAGAAGAAUUGCCAUCAUAUAGACGAGUGAUAAUACUGGUGAGGGAGGUUUAAUGGAUAGUGUAAGCUUAGACUAGAAGAGUAUUUAGGAUGUUCGCACGACGCUUGUCGUGGUAAAUGAAGUAAUGAUUCAAUUCCAACGAAUUCUUUGCUGUGCUCUCACUUUCUGUGUUGCAGUCGCUGACUACCGAUCUACGGGUAGUCCAAACAGUCACUAGUCACGAACAACAUGUACAUCAGACUAGCCGUGAUGGCUCUAAGCUUGCGUGAUGAAGAAGCCGAAGCGGUUAACGUAUGAGAGGUCCCACUAAUCCUCGAUCCAAAUCGAAUCACCCUAUCGGCCCUGAAUUUCCCAAACCGGCACACUCCAUAAAAUUCCCUAC